UACAUUUAAGAUUAGGCAAAUCAUUAUACACAGACAGUGUCAACGGUCUGCUUCCCUUGGUUCUCUGCCUUUGCUGUCUUGAGUUAUUUUUCAUGACAUAGGGUUCAAUUUAGCUAGUAGCAGUGACUUAAUAACUGUCCUGUAUUUAGCUUACAAAAUUUGAGUAGUUACAAUUAUAUUACCAUGUAAUAACUAUUGGAGUGUGGACUGUGGAUGCAAGGACUGACUAACAAUAUUAUCUUUUUAUUAUAGACUAUUUUACAUUGUUUACGAACAUUGGAGCAAAACAAUGUUUUUUUUUGUGUCUUGGGAAUUAGCUGAACUUAAGUGGCAUUUAUGUAAUGUUUAGCAUAUUUUUCAAGACUUGUGGGUAUAUAAAUCCAUUAUUUCUGCAAACAUGGAUAUAGCAACUACAAAUUCUAGCUUUGCUCUUUCUUGUUGCUUGCUCUUUCUGGUUUCUGGAUGGGUAUCUGUAAACGCACUUUGUGACAACUGCUGAUAUUAAAAGGGCCUUAUAAAAUAAAUUUGAUUGACUGACAUAUUGCUUGUUAGAGGGAAGUACUUGUUGUGUUUUUCGUAUUGGUUUGUCAUUAGUUUGCAAAAGUGGUUAAUAGACAAUAUUGCUUUUGAGACUAGCAAUGCUGCCCUCUACUGCUCAAGUACUGAAGCAGCUUUACAGAAACCUUGGUAAAUUCUCUUCAUGUAAAGUUUGUUUUUGGAUUGUAAUUGAUUUUGUAUUGCUCAUCUACACAUUCCACUGUCCCUGGAGGAUAGUGGAUGACUGUGGUGGUGCGUUCACCAUGGGGGCCAUCGGUGGAGGGGUAUUCCAGUCAAUCAAGGGCUUUCGGAACGCUCCUGUGGGCAUUCAGCACAGACUGAAAGGUAGUGCCAAUGCUGUAAGAAUAAGAGCUCCACAGAUUGGUGGUAGCUUUGCUGUGUGGGGUGGACUCUUUUCCACAAUUGACUGUGGUCUCGUCCGUAUUCGAGGAAAAGAGGACCCCUGGAACUCAAUAACUAGUGGGGCGAUGACUGGGGCAGUGCUGGCUGCACGCAACUUUAGUUCAUGGGCUUGACUGUUGGCUUGGUGCACUGCUCAGGUGGGCCCUUGGCUAUGAUGGGGUCAGCCAUGAUGGGUGGAAUCCUUCUGGCCCUGAUCGAGGGCUUUGGGAUCCUUCUCACCAGAUACACCGCACAGCAGUUUC
Messenger RNA from Esox lucius (northern pike), 1202 nucleotides. RefSeq names its product translocase of inner mitochondrial membrane 17 homolog B (yeast) (gene timm17b). Gene Ontology annotation, cellular component: mitochondrial inner membrane; TIM23 mitochondrial import inner membrane translocase complex. Bases 639 to 1073 code for a protein of 144 amino acids. The record is from RefSeq and is a predicted model, not a curated record. Gene Ontology annotation, biological process: protein import into mitochondrial matrix. NCBI's taxonomy places the organism in Eukaryota, Metazoa, Chordata, Actinopteri, Esociformes, Esocidae. Gene Ontology annotation, molecular function: transmembrane protein transporter activity. The transcript is spliced from 6 exons.